UAUUGCUUAUAUACAUAUGCAUGUAGAUAAUGGGAAGGAGACCGUGCUGUGAUAACAUCGGGCUAAACAAAGGGGCAUGGACUGCUGAAGAGGACAAGAAGCUCGUCAACUUCGUUCUUACCAAUUACAAGUGCUCCUGGAGAGAUGUUCCUAAACAUGCAGGACUACUAAGGUGCGGGAAGAGCUGCAGGCUGAGAUGGGUAAAUUAUCUAAGACCAGAUUUGAAGAGGGGCCUUUUAACGCAACACGAAGAGAAGCUUGUUAUUGACCUCCAUUCUCAAUUUGGUAACAAAUGGUCAAAGAUUGCUUCACAUAUGCCCGGGAGAACUGAUAAUGAAAUCAAGAAUUUGUGGAAUACCCACAUCAAGAAAAAAUUAAGCAAGAUGGGAAUUGAUCCUCUUACUCACAAGCCACUAAAUGCUUAUCCUCCUCCGGAUAAUCAUCACAAACACUACCAAUCCCAAGAAGCAGAACUACCAAAUGGAGAAGAAACACAAGAGCAUCAUAAAGAUCAAGAAGAUGAGAUUUCGUUAAAUUUAGAGGAGUCGACCAUCACUCACACUGAUGAUCAACUGGCUAAAGAGCAAGAGUUAAUGGACACCAACAAUGGUUUUUUACAGCAAGUCCCGAUGAAUAAUGAACCUGAUGAAAACAAUGAUAAUGCCUUUUCUAUAUAUGAAGUCCCAAUUAUUGAACCCUACGAACCUGAUGAAAACAAUGAUAAUGCCUUUUCUAUAUAUGAAAUCCCAAUUAUUGAACCCUAUAAAAACACCGAAGAUGGCUUUUCUACACAUGAAGUCAUGUUAAGUGAAUCCAAUGAAAACACUAAUAAUGACUUUUCUACACAUGAAGUCCCAUUGAUAAAAUCCAAUGAUAACAUUGACGAAUGUUUUUUUUCAGAUGCAGUUCCGUCGAUUGAACUCGAGGAACCCGAUGAAAACACGAACAAUAACUUUUUUAUACAUGAAUUCCAGUCUAUUGAACCCGAAGAAACUCUCCGGCCUGAUUUAUCAUCAUCUUGUUCUUCAACUACUUGUUCUAAUACAAAUGCAUCAACUACAAUUUCUAUUCUUGAGGAUUUGAAGUCUUUGCAAUCUUUUGAAGAUUGGCAGAGUGGUGGUCAUAAAAAACUUUACAUUGAAAACUCGGGUGUCACCUGUGAGGAUGAUUUCAGUGAUUGGAAUUGGUUGAUUAAUGAUUUUGAUAUUGACACAAUUGAUUUUGAACUUAUUAGAUCUCUUCCCGACCCUGUGUCUCUCAAGAAUAGUCUUGGAUGA
Molecule: messenger RNA, 1277 nt
Organism: Daucus carota subsp. sativus
Lineage: Eukaryota; Viridiplantae; Streptophyta; Magnoliopsida; Apiales; Apiaceae
Product: transcription factor MYB20
Exons: 3
Coding region: 30-1277 (415 amino acids)
Source: RefSeq, a predicted model, not a curated record